AAUAAAAUGGAAAACCCUCUAACUGUUGUUUGUAUUUCUGAUACUCAUUCUAAAUUUGUUGAUUUACCUCCAGGGGAUAUAUUUAUACAUUGUGGUGAUUUUUCAAAUUGUGGAGAGUACAAUGAAGUAUAAAAGUUUAUAAGUUGGAUUAAAUAAAUACCCUUUAAAUAUAAAAUAGUGAUAGGAGGAAAUCAUGACACAUUUCUUGAUACAGAAAAAUAUGAAAAAAUUCUUAAAGAUAGAUUCCACAAAAAUUAACCAUUGAGACAUUUAGAAUUAUAGAAGGAAUUAAAGGAAAAUUGUAUUUACUUAGAGAAUUCAUCAGUAAAUAUAGAAGGAUAUAAGAUUUGGGGAAGCCCAUAUUCUCCAACAAUACCUUAUAAUCCAUGGGCAUUUUAAGUUGAUUCUAAAGAUGGGGAAUAAUUCUGGAAAUAAAUAGAAGAAGGCUCUGAUAUUGUUUUAACACAUGGAGCUCCAUUAGGACCUUAGUCAUUUGUUAAUUAUUAAUAUAGUCAAGGAGAAUGGGGAGAUGAAGCAUUAGCAAAAAGAAUCAAAGAAGUAAAACCACUUUAUCAUAUAUUUGGGCAUGUACAUGAAAAUUAAGGUAUGAUAGAAGAAGAUGGAAUUAAAUAUAUUAAUUGUGCAAUUCUUGAUGAAGCUUAUCGUCUAUCUGAAGAACCCUUUGUUUUUAAAUUACCUAGAAGAGUUAUUUCAUAAAAGGAAAAUGAGGAUAAAUUAUCAUAAGAUUGA
Paramecium sonneborni is the source of this 750-nucleotide messenger RNA. The record is from the annotation of a GenBank genome assembly. Lineage: Eukaryota; Ciliophora; Oligohymenophorea; Peniculida; Parameciidae.